Molecule: messenger RNA, 4874 nt
Organism: Miniopterus natalensis
Lineage: Eukaryota; Metazoa; Chordata; Mammalia; Chiroptera; Miniopteridae
Gene: GGA2
Product: golgi associated, gamma adaptin ear containing, ARF binding protein 2
Biological process (GO): intracellular protein transport; protein localization to cell surface; Golgi to plasma membrane transport
Cellular component (GO): trans-Golgi network
Molecular function (GO): small GTPase binding; ubiquitin binding; phosphatidylinositol binding
Source: RefSeq, a predicted model, not a curated record
CCCAUUUGUUUCAGAACUGGAAUGGCCACCUCCUGGAGUCAGCAAUAUGUUCAGCUACUGGCCAAACUGCAUAGCAAAGAUGAAUCAUUCACUCAUUUAGUAAAUAAAUGUGCCAAUGACUGCUAUAGGUCCUGGAAGGUGAGUAAGAUGGACCUUCUACCUUAGGGAGCUGGUAACUUAGUGACAAGAAAGUCAGGGAAACUAGUUCUCAAAGACAUCCUACCUUUAUCAAGGAACUGAAGACUUUAUUGUGAGGGAUGUCUGGGCCCUGGAGUCAUGCAGACCUGGGACUGAAUUAUUGUUUCUGUCGUUUUCUAGCUUUGUGGCCUGGCAGGUUUCUUCACUUGUAAAGUGGUGAGUAACAGGACCAACCUCAACUGUUCUGAGGAUAAGAGAAGGCAUGAUUGGAAAACGCUCUGCAUGGUGUCCAGUUCACAAUAAAGCCACAGACCCAAGCAUGUCAGAACAGGAUUGGUCAGCUAUCCAGAAUUUCUGUGACCAGGUGAACACUGAUCCCAAUGGCCCAACCCAUGCGCCCUGGCUGCUGGCCCACAAGAUCCAAUCUCCACAAGAGAAAGAAGCUCUUUAUGCCUUAACGGUGCUGGAGAUGUGUGUGAACCACUGCGGAGAGAAGUUCCAUAGUGAGGUGGCCAAGUUCCGCUUCCUGAAUGAGCUGAUCAAAGUGCUAUCCCCAAAGUACCUAGGGUCCUGGACCACAGAAAAAGUUAAAGGAAGAAUCAUUGAAAUACUCUUUAGUUGGACAGUCUGGUUUCCAGAAGACAUUAAGAUCCGAGAUGCCUAUCAGAUGCUGAAGAAACAAGGAAUCAUAAAGCAAGACCCAAAGCUCCCAGUGGAUAAAAUCUUGCCCCCACCUUCUCCCUGGCCCAGGAGCUCCAUCUUUGAUGCCGAUGAAGAAAAGUCAAAGCUUCUGACAAGGCUUCUGAGGAGCAGCCACCCUGAGGAUCUGCAGGCUGCAAACCGACUGAUCAAGAGUUUGGUCAAGGAGGAGCAGGAGAAAUCAGAGAAGGUGUCCAAGAGAGUCAGUGCCGUGGAGGAAGUGCGGAGCCACGUGAAGGUGCUGCAGGAAAUGCUGAGCAGGUACCGCAGGCCAGGGCAGGCCCCACCAGACCAGGAGGCCCUGCAGGUUGUGUAUGAGAGGUGUGAGAAGCUGCGGCCCACCCUGUUCCGGCUGGCGAGUGACACCAUUGACGAUGACGACGCUCUAGCGGAGAUUCUUCAGGCAAAUGACCUCCUCACCCAGGGAGUUCUGCUGUACAAGCAGGUGAUGGAGGGCCGUGUCAUCUUUGGGAAUACAGUGACCAGCACAGUCGGAGAAAUACCUGUCUCCAGAGUCUUUCAGAAUCCAACAGGCUGCAUGAGAAACUGCCUGAUUGACUUGGAGGUGGACAGUGGAUCUGAGCAGGCUGGGACUGGGGCACCAUCUCUCCUUCAUCAGGACCUGGCCGCCUUGGGAAUCAGUGAUGCUCCAGUUACCAGCAAGGUUGCAGGGCAGAGUUGCUGUAAGGAAAAGAGGACUCCUGCCAGCACAUUACCCAGCGGUGGGCAGAGCGCAUCAACAGAAAACUUGCUGGACCUCCUGUCCCCGCAGCCGCCUCCAGGCCCUCUGAAUUAUAUUCCACAGAAAAGUAUCCCCAAGGAAGUGCCACCAGGUACUAAGUCAUCUCCAGGGUGGUCCUGGGAGGCUGGCCCAUUGGCUUCAUCUCCAUCUUCCCAGAAUACACCUCUGGCUCGAAUAUUUGUCCCUUUGGAGUCUGUUAAGCCCAGCAGCCUGCCUCCGAUCAUUGUGUACGACCGGAAUGGGUUCCGAAUUCUUCUCCACUUUUCCCAGACGGGGGCCCCUGGACACCCCGAGGUGCAGGUGCUCCUGCUGACCAUGAUGAGCACUGCCACCCAGCCUGUCUGGGACAUCAUGUUUCAAGUGGCCGUGCCAAAGUCAAUGAGAGUGAAACUGCAGCCGGCAUCCAGCUCCCAGCUCCCAGCCUUUAGUCCUUUGAUGCCUCCAGCUGUGAUCUCUCAGAUGCUGCUGCUCGACAAUCCACACAAAGAGCCAAUCCGGUUACGGUAUAAGCUGACAUUCAACCAGGGCGGCCAGCCUUUCAGCGAAGUAGGAGAAGUGAAAGACUUUCCAGACCUGCCAGUCUUGGGUGCAGCCUAACUUUUCACAUGGCACACCCUGCCGUUCAAGUGUGGGCAGUGUUAUGUGACCGAGUGCAGAGUGCCAAGAGCUCUGUCCUGAUUCAGGCUCCGAUGCCAGCCCCUGGCUUGUUCUGUAGAUUAUGUGUGUAUACUGUGCGGGUUCAUGGGAGGGUGGAGCAGAACUUGGAUGUGGGCAGUAUGAGAAGUGCAGAAACAUUUCUGAUAACCCCUGUGAUGAGCAUAUCUGUUUCCAUAUGUUUGGAUGCUGGACGCCCUGCCUCAGGUUGGAUGUUUUAUAAGCCAAAGCUGUUGUUUUCAUGUAUUACCUUUUCACUCAUCCACUCUGUGCCUUGUCAGCCUUUGAAAGUCUUGGUUACUCCCAGGCUGCUGUUCUCAGGGACCUUAAAAGUGACCUGAUUGGUCUUGCGGCAGAGCAUGUCUUCUGGGGCUCUCUCCUUCAAGAAGGACCUUGUCUCCAUUUCCAUUAGAGAAUGCUGCUUGCACAUGUUCAGAAGAUCUAAACGGAAUGCGUGUUGCACUGUUUUCCAGCCAAGGGGCUGCCACUAGACCAGAGGACCACACUUGGUGGGCCAAUCAUGUCCUUCACCACUGUGCCUUGGAAUCACCCAUAGAUGGACAGAGCCUCCAGGGCAGGGGGAAAGCAGACCCCAGGCCUUAUUCUGGCCUUAGGUUCCAUGGGUUGUGUAUCCUGUCUGGGCCCUUCCUCAGGAUCCUCAUCUCUUUCCUCUUCCUCGACAGGCAUUUACUCAGAGCCCUUUUUGACACAGGGCCAGUCAUUGUAAAUCACAGCUCACGGGCUUUCCCUGGCUGUUGCUUUAACAGCCCAAGAUGAAGAGCUGUGAUACAAAUAGAUAGGAAGAGCUUAACAGUGACUUAAGUGGUGACUAAACACAGAAAGUCAUUGAAUAAAUGCCGUGUAGCAAAUAUCCUUGGUGGAGUUUUGAGUAGGAGGUGCAAAGCCCUUGCAUUUAGAGAUGAUAGGCCUAAAGGGAACUCAUCUUGAGGAAGUGAGGAAGACUUCACGAAGGAUGUGGAACCUAAUGGCCUCAGUGAAGGGACAAGCCCUGAGGGUCUGAACGGCGCUGGAAAAGGGACAUGGAUUUUUGUUACAUUCAUGGUUCAAAGGAAAAUCCAGGUGUACAAUCAAUACUUAGCACCUACUCUGUGCCAGGCACUUUGUGCUUUAUUUACAAGGCCUAGUUGGUGGGUGAAGAAAGGUGACCCUGGCAGUGAAGUCCCAGCAGCUCACCUGUCUGGACAGGAUUCUACCUCAGAAAAUGCAAGGCUCUGUUUGGGGCUUUUUAUCACAAAAGGUUGUACUCUACAGCCUGAUCUUUCAAUGUCCACAUCGAGUUGGAAAUCUGCCAAUACCAAUUGGAGAAGGUGCUAUAAAAGAUCAAGGCAUGCUAAUUUUUAAGCAAAUGUGAAAAUUCAAAACAAAUGAUGAGGUGACUUCUUCAUUUGGCAUAAUGCACAUAAAAUUCAUUUUAAAGUUACUUUUAUGUUCACAUGCUCAGUAUAGCUUUUAUAGGCUCUAUUUCAUAAUCUAAUGACAGUGUCAUUAGGAAGAACUUCCAUCAAAAUGUGUAAACGAGACUUCCACAUAAAGAUGUAUCCCAGCGUUCAGAGGUACACUCGCAUGUGUGUCUGAACCUUCUCUGUCUUCUGGCAGUGGUUCUUAAUGCCUGAAAAGCCUAUGCUCUGCUUGGGUGGAGCUGGAUAGGAUAAGGGGGCUGGGAGUGGGGGUUCUGAAUGUGGCCCUGGUUUAUGUUAUCAGUGCCUUCAGUUACAAGUUCAGAGACCACUUAAGGCUCAGCCUUGAUCCUCUUAAGUGUUUGAUCAGCUACUACGAUGCAGGCAGUGCCAGAGUCCCUGCCCUCCUGCAUCUUCUGUUCUAGUGGGGAGAGAAAACCUUAUUACCUGGUGGAGGUGAUCAGUAUUUUCCCUGUCCUGAACUCCUCUUCCAGGAUCCUGCUCGCCCCUAGUUCUUGACCUACCGCUGACUGUUCCUUUUCCUCUGUCCCCUGAGUGUGGUUUCCCCAGGAUUUAGUCCUUAGGACUUGUCUAAGCACAUGUGGGCAGUUCACCUCUGGAUGGGUCCUAGACUUCCACCUUUGUGCUGACUUCAGAUCCAUGUUUCAAGCUGGCAGUGGGAUCUCUAUCUGGAGGUUCUUCUGUUGCCUCAAACUCCAAAUAUUUUGAAUGGGACCCAGCCGCCUCCCCAUUUACACUUAUUUUUUAUUUGAAAGCAUGUAUCUAAGCCUUCAAGGACCCUUCAUUCCUGCUUCAUACACUCCACUCAACAGUCUUGUCUCUAGUCUUUAUUUCUAAAUACCACUACAUCUUGCUCUCCCCUGCAUUCAGGUUAGUCGCCUGCCUCUCAGUUCUCUGAGCCAUGAUACUUGCCACCACCAGAAUUCUCUAACAAAUCUGGGUACUUGACCCCCUGCUGGAAAAUCCUGAGUGGUUCUUAAUGCCUGAAAAACUUAUGCAGUGAAAUUCAAGUUGCUUACACUAGCAUUCAGUGCCCCCUUGUCACUGUGCCCCCGACCCACUGGCAUCACCUGCCAAAAAUAGAGCACUUUUCACAGCCACAAGAUUGUCAUGUUUUGAUGUUUUCCCCUGUCCCUUUGGCCACAGUUGCGGUUAACUCCUCCCCUUAUCUCUUCAGUGAAUAAAAUACUGCUUUAUCUGUG